AUGGAGGCCGAGUACAACAACAGCAGUGAAGAGUCGGGGAAGAGCCUCUUCACUGUGAACACAUCCAAUCUCAGAGUGGUUGCAGAGGUGGUGCAGGGAGACGAUGACUGCACAUUCCCCAGUGGCGUUAGUCGCCUCCCUCUCUGCUCUUCUGGCUGCUCGCCCUGCUCUGCAUCUGCACGUCUCUGUUACACACAAAGGAGACACGCAAAGGCAAACCCACAGGAGGCAAUAAGGUUUGACCAAUCGGUGUUUGGGAGAAGCCCGGUUGCUGAGGCAACAGGAGGGAAGGUCAACCUGGGAUAUUCCAAUGAAGGAGCUACAGAUGCAGCUUACAAUGAUCUAAUCGCGGAAAUGCGUGGCCAGAUGGACUUUGUCAGCUUUCACAAGGUCCCUGAUGUUGUGUCCUCCAGCAGCUUGUCUCUCCACAGCGAGGGUCAAGCCCAGGUGUCUCUAGCCAAGGAAAGCUCCAAGAAUGUCAGGAUGAUUACAACAGUUUGAUUAUGAUUACUUUUUAUAUAUUGUUUGCAUGAUUUUUUUGGUGUUAUGUUUCAUAUUUUUGUAAAGCUGGAAGCUAAUGUUAUAUAAUCUUGAGAAAACUUUGUAGCAGUUAUUUGGACAAAGAAACAAACAAAAAAGAAAAAUCUGAUUCCUGAUAACAAUUGACAGCUGUAUUCAGAAUAUAAGACAAUGGCACAAUGUAUUUCUAUUUUUAAUAAAUGGUAUUUUGUGUACUUUAA
Molecule: messenger RNA, 740 nt
Organism: Acanthochromis polyacanthus (spiny chromis)
Lineage: Eukaryota; Metazoa; Chordata; Actinopteri; Pomacentridae
Gene: igsf5b
Product: immunoglobulin superfamily, member 5b
Exons: 7
Coding region: 1-501 (166 amino acids)
Source: RefSeq, a predicted model, not a curated record